ACGAUGCAUGUGAGAGGCGAAUAGCUACCCAUAAAUAUUCAGUAAACAAAAGUCAGUGAAAGCCCCAAACAUGGAGCACAUGGGAAAGAUCAUCUUCUUUGAGGACAAGAACUUCCAGGGGUGUCACUAUGAGUGUAGCAGUGACUGUCCUGAGCUAAAGACCCAUUUCAGCCGCUGCAACUCCAUCAGGGUGGAGAGUGGCUCCUGGGUGCUCUAUGAACGCCCCAACUUCACAGGCUACCAGUAUAUCCUAACCAGCGGGGAGUACCCAGACUACCAGCGCUGGAUGGGCCUCAACGACAACAUCAGGGCUUGCCGCAUAAUCCGAAAUACCUCUGACAGGUUCCGGAUGCGUAUCUAUGAGCGCCCUGACUUCAGCGGCCAGAUGAUGGAGGUUAGCGAGGAUCUGGCCAACGUGUCUGAGCGCUGGCACUACCGUGAGGUCCAUUCUGCCAAUGUCCUGGAUGGGGCUUGGGUCUUCUACGAGCUCCCCAGCUACCGUGGCCGCCAGUACCUGCUGGAAAAAGCAGAGUACCGUCACUUCACCGAGUGGGGAGCCAUGCUCCCUAAGGUUGGGUCUUUCCGCCAUAUGCAGGACUUUUAGACUGUCUCCAUCAGUAUCUGUUUUGCAUCAUUGUUGUUUGCGGAUGUAAUAAAAAAGAUUGUGCGGGAAGGAUUGAUGGUUCUCUUUGAAGUCAUUUGCAAUUAAAUUGACACCAAACUC
Molecule: messenger RNA, 724 nt
Organism: Hypomesus transpacificus
Lineage: Eukaryota; Metazoa; Chordata; Actinopteri; Osmeriformes; Osmeridae
Gene: crygs3
Product: crystallin, gamma S3
Exons: 3
Coding region: 71-604 (177 amino acids)
Biological process (GO): lens development in camera-type eye; visual perception
Molecular function (GO): structural constituent of eye lens
Source: RefSeq, a predicted model, not a curated record